Messenger RNA from Suillus subaureus, 996 nucleotides. RefSeq lists its product as uncharacterized. Lineage: Eukaryota; Fungi; Basidiomycota; Agaricomycetes; Boletales; Suillaceae. The coding region runs from base 1 to 996 and encodes 331 amino acids. The transcript has 2 exons. The record is from RefSeq and is a predicted model, not a curated record.
AUGCCCCAAGCAAAGCAGGGCAUUGGACCAGGGAAUGGUCCACCCAAUCUAUGCCCCCUGAUGCUGAGUGUUGGUCCUAACACCUGCCAUACCACCCAGAACCCUACUGCUACUGAGGAUAUCAAAGCUAUGUUGAACUCAGUGAUGGAUGCGAUGAGCACAGAAGCAUUCCUUACCUCCAAGCUGCUCUGUCACAGAGACCAGUCCUUUACCCUGUCCCACCUCACAUCUAUCCUCUUUCACAUCACUCAGAUGUCCACAGGCACCCCACUCCCAGUCAUUAUAGUGAUCCAUGCAGUAGCCUUCAUCCUGAAAAAACACACAGUGUGUGAAAUAGUGAACACUGCUGCCAAACAACUUGUGACCACCAUAGUCCUGCAACUGACAGCUCAAUUGAAGGAAGCCCUCACACUGCAAGUCAUGGACAUGCAGGCCACCUCUGAACACCUCACCAACUCAAUCAAACAAAUUAGCGAGACCCUAACCCCCAUGAUAGAGAUGGCUGAGUGCAUGCACAGAAUGCUCAAGGCCAAGUGUGAAGAAUGGGAAGACAAUGCAAAAGUAGCAGCUGACAGAAUAGAAGAGGCAGUGAACGAGCUACAUUUAUCAGUAGAAGAGUAUCAGAAAUCCCUGAAGACACUGACCCCAUCCCUAGACUCCACUCAAGACUGCAUUAACCAGCUCUCAACUCAACUACUGACCACCCUGCAGCAAAUCACUCCCCAGACCUCCUCCCAACCUACAUACAGCUCAAUCAUCACCUCGCACCUCCCACCCUUGGCCAGCAACACACUAUUCCCACCAAAUACCCCCAACCCCAACAUUGCAAAGAAGCUGAAGGCAGCCCUCACUACCAUCCAUACCAAUGCCACACCUCCAGGAGACAUCAGAUCAGUGACCUCCCUCCAUAAUGGUGGAAUUGUUGUUGAAUUAGAGUUCAAAUGCCUAGCGUCCUGGUUAGGAAGCACUGCUGGAAAAACACUCCUGGAAGGGUAA